AUGGCCAAAGAUGUUUAUUUUUUUACUGAUUUUCUGCAUUCUACUCUUCUCCCUCACUCUGCUUUUCUUUUUUGUUUUCUUCCUCUUCCCGACACUUCUUUUUCUUCUUUGUCUUCUUCUUCCUCCUCCCGCUUUGAGGUUAUUAUUCUGCUCUUCUCCCUGACUUUCUUCUUUUCCUUUUUUGUUUACUUCCUCCCCUCGACCCUUCUUCUUCUUCUUCUUCUUCUUCUUCUUCUUCUUCUUCUUAGGUUGGUAUUCUACUCUUCUUCUUCACUUUCUUCUUUUCCUUUUUUGUUUUCUUCUUCGUCCCUUCUUUUUUUUUGUCCUUUUUUAUUUUCUUUCUUCCUAGAUUUCUUUUUCAUCUCUAUUCUUGUUUUUUUUUCUCCACCUUUCUCUGUUCCCUUCUUAUUUCCUUCUCAUAUCUUCUUCUCGUCUUCUUCCAUCCAUUCUGAAUCGCUCACAAAAAAAUCAGAACGUAGAAUUGAUAAAUUCUCAAUAUUUUAA
This is a messenger RNA of Acanthosepion pharaonis, 504 nucleotides long. The record is from the annotation of a GenBank genome assembly. Lineage: Eukaryota; Metazoa; Mollusca; Cephalopoda; Sepiida; Sepiidae.